UGGGGCACCGGCUCUUCUCGAACGGUCGAGGUGGAGGUCGAUGCCACGGUCAUUUGCAAGUGGAAAGCCGAGGAGAACGCCGAGCUGACGCAUUCAUAUUACUGUUUCAUUGGCAUUCGCCAGCGAGGUAGCACGUCCCACUUCGCCAUGAUGCCGCUGGGCGCGUAUCACGCUUUCUGCAAGGAGAUCCUUGGCGACCGCAAGUACAAUCUGCUGCUCAUGACAGACGGCGCGGGCUGCUACAAGUGCCGCUGCUCGGAUUGCGUCGUGCGGUUCGAGGAGCACCACAGCGUGAACCACUCCAGGAAGCCGAAGGCCGAGUUUUCCCGGCCCAUCCCCGCGGUCGUCGCCGACGUCGACACGGGCCACACGAGGGGAUCUAUGGCUGGCACGAUGACGAUCGACAAAGAAUGGGAUCUUCUCAAGGAGCCUUUGCCACGGAACCUGACUGCCCGCACUGUGGAGGACGUCGAUAGGACGGACGGCUACGUGAGGUCUCAGCAAUGGCGGCGCUUGGUCGGCAACGACGAUCGAUGGUCGGCUUUUCUCGACGCAGCCAGGGACAUUCCCAAGAGGCACCCGCACGCCAUCGCGACGGGCAUGCCGACGGCCGCGGCCCCGAGCAUCGUGACGGGCAGGUUCUCGGACGGCGACUUGGAGGUGGCACGCGGCAUUGUGGUGGCUCAGACAGAUGAUCCCCCCGACCUUCACGUGAGCGAUGGAGGAUGGUACUCCCACUCCGUGCUGGCGACUGUUCUGGAGUCCGUCGUCCCUCCGUCGUGGCGAAUGUUGUUGCGGCCUCUCUUGCCGUCUUCGUGGCAGGCAUUCACGAGCAGCGACGACAUGUUGGGGGCGCUGGCCUGGUGGCGGAUUCUCAAGCACAACGACCGCGUGUGGCACGUAGACAGCCUCCGUGAACCCGCCAUUCUAGACGAGGCAGCCUUCGGCAGGGCGCUCCGGAGGCAUCCGAUGGCGUUUCCCAUCGUGACCAAUUCAUACCAGGAGUGA
Molecule: messenger RNA, 1008 nt
Organism: Prorocentrum cordatum
Lineage: Eukaryota; Dinophyceae; Prorocentrales; Prorocentraceae
Source: the annotation of a GenBank genome assembly